Molecule: messenger RNA, 2163 nt
Organism: Emiliania huxleyi CCMP1516
Lineage: Eukaryota; Haptophyta; Isochrysidales; Noelaerhabdaceae
Exons: 2
Coding region: 1-2163 (720 amino acids)
Source: RefSeq, a predicted model, not a curated record
AUGGAGUGGAGCGCGGAGGCCCACAGCCGCUUGCAGGACGCGCUCCGCCUGUACCCCAGUAGCCUCGGGAAGGAGGAGCGCUGGCAGCGCAUCGCCGAGCACACCGGCCGCCCAAAGCGGGAGUGCGUGGCACGCUAUCGCGAGGUGGCCGCCGAGCUGCAGGCCAACAAGGCCCUCGACCAGCCCACGGGCCACGGCGGCGGCGCGAUUGUCGCGGCGGUGCGGCAUGCGCCUCUCAAAGCGCCCGUCACCCCGGCCCCGAUUGGGCGCGAGAACCUCGGCUCGCCGCGCUCGAGCGGCGCCGAGGGGCUGGUGGACCCAAUCUCGCUCGAGCCGCUCGCAGCCCUCGGCUAUCCGCCCUUCUCGCUCGCCGCGGACUUGGACCACCCCUCCGACAACGACCUCUUCGACGGCAACGUCCUCGCGUCGUACCUCGUCAGCACGGGCCGGUUUGAGCACCCGAUCUCCCGCCGGGCGCUCGAGCGGUCGGAGUGUGCUCGCCUCGACGGGUACCUCGCCUCGCACCGUCUGCCCGCGGCGCGAGUCGCCUACGCCUUUGACCACCGCGACGAGUUUGCGUCGGAUGGCAGCGGCAACCAGGUCGCGGCCCUGCGAGAGGAGGCGUCCGCCGUGCUGCAGUCGCUCUUUGCCGCUCGCUCUCCCGCGGCGGCGGCGAGUCGCGACGUCGAGCGGAGCCCGCUACUCGGCCGCGGCCGCCGUCUGCCCGACGAGCCCGCCAUCAGCAGCCACUACGAUGGCUUCCUCCUCGUCGACGACGAUGCCGUGCCGGGCGCGGCGUCGGGCCGCUCAGGCGGGGAGCCAGCCCGGUGGGCGGGGCACGGGGCGGCAAGCCGGGUGGCGGCCCAGCGGCCUCUCUCGGUGGCGUGGGAAAGGCAGCAGCGGCGCGGCGCGCGCGCCGGCGGUGGAGGAAGCGGCGGUGGAGGAAGCGGCGCCCAAGCCGCCGCGCCGCCGAGGACCGUCGUCGCUGCGGGCCCGCUCAUCGGCGGUGCCGGGCGGCAGCGUGGCGGCAACUACCGGCCAGACGCGUGCGUCAUGUCUGGCGGCGGCGGCGCAGCCUCGUCUUCGGUCGCUCGCGGGCCGGUGAGCUCGGCGCCCGCGCCCGCGCCCGCGAAGAGCAAGGGGCAGAAGAAGGCGGCGGCCAAGCAGCGCAAGGCGCAGGAGGCGGUCGCGCUGGAGGCGGUGCACAGGGCGGAGGAGGCGGAGGAGGCGGCUGCGGCUGCGGCUGCGGUCGCGGCUGCAGCAGAAGCGACAGAGGAGCGGGAGAGGGCCGAGGCGGCGGCCGCGGCCGCCGCUGCGGCCUCCGCGGCCGCCGCAGCAGCGCGGCCGCUUGGAGUCACUCCAAGUUUGGAGCAGCUGAGUUUGGAGCGCCCCCGCCGCAAGGCGCUCGAGCCGGCGGCGGCAGGGGCGGCAGGGGCGGCAGGGGCAGCAGGGGCAGCUGGAGGGGUGGGAGGCGCGGCGGCGGGAGGGGCGGGGCGCUGGGCGGCGCUGCCUCCGCCUCCGUCGGAUCGGGCGGACGCCGCCCGCCGCCACCGCGCGCUGCUGGCGGCCCUGUCGGCGCGAGCCGCCGCCGUCGCCGGCGCGGGCGACGAGGAGCAGCUGCUCGGCCCCUUCAAGGAGGCGUCGGCCGCGUUCGCAUCGUCAGGGAAGGGCGCCGCCGGCGCGUCGACGCUCGAGGCUGCGGCGAGGGAGUAUGUCGAGCUGACGCUCGACCUCUUUGGCAGGGAAGGGCUCGCGCCGACGCUACUCGAGCUCGCGGCCCUGCUUCCGAGCGAGCCGCUGACCCGCGCCAUGAGCGCCGUCCUUCAGAGGCUGUGGGGGCUGGAGCGGGCGAGCGGCGCGGGCGGAGGCGUCGCGCGGGAGGAGGAGGGGGCGCUCGCGAGGCAGGUCUCUCUUGUCGAGCUGGCGAGCGGGCACCCUCCCGCGCGCAAGGGGGCCAAGGCGAGGACCAAGGCGGACGAUUGCGUCUCGCGCAAGGGGGCGGCCAUCGCCGUCGCCGCGCCGCCGCCCUCCGGCAGCCAGCCACCCGGCGCUACGGCCGCGAGCAACACCUCGUGCAGCAGCUCGAGCUUGCUGGCGCAGCUUGCGCAAUUGGCGGACGAGUCGGAUGCCGCGGAGGGGAUCGCGGCAAAAUAUCGGCGCUGA